CUUUCACAUGUAUUUUCUCCAAGCUGGCUAACUUUUUCUAAUCUCUCGUAAAGUUUUCAAAAUGUCCCUUUAGCACCUUUUGGACUGCCACCCUUCCGGUAGGAAUUAAUAUAAAAUUAUUUGAAUUUGGACAGAUAAAAAGUUUGAAUUUAAAAUUGUACUUUUAGUGAAAUAGUGCCUCAUUAUUUGAAGUAAGAAUAAGGAAGUGAAUAUUAAUAACGCAAGGAACGUGUCAAAUGGUAAAAAAUAUGACUGUUCCCAUCAUAAUUCUAGAUAUUAAACCUCUUUAAGAUUAAGUGUUUUGUCAUAUAGCCUACUCCGCAAAAUGCAUUUUCCACGGGGUAUUCAAUUUGGAGAACGUAGGCAUUGUGUAACACCGAACAAUGAUCGGCUUGUUGGUGUUAGUAAGCAAGCGACCCUGUAAAAUAACUUAACGCACAUCGCAUAUGAUUAGGUUAGGUUAGGUAACCAAUGACUCUAUGAGUGUGUCAGACUGUCAGACUGGCUCUGGCAGUGUACUACAUGGUCACUUCAUAAUAGCAUAGCCUCCUUGGGUGUGGUUAACGUGGGAUUUUUUAUUCUUAUAGUCUCCCUUCGGAUUUUCAUCUGGCGUAAUUUGCCUCAAAUACUUUAAAAUUCGUUUCCAUAACAAAUUCGUGAUGAAGAAGAGAAGCUUAUCCGGAAACUUUGGCAUUGGUAUUUUCGUGCUUGGGUUCGUGUGUGUUUGUGUUGCAUUCGGGACACCUGCCUGGAUAUCGAGUGACUGGAGAAUUACAAGUGCACAACUUGAUCAAUUUGGACUCUGGAGGCAUUGUUUUCGAUCACUUCCUAAUCCAAUAGAAUCCGAUGCACCAACAAGAUUUUUCGUGGGUUGUAGGUGGGUCUAUGACCCAUUUACUCGUGGUUAUAAUCAAAUUAGAGGCUACCUUUUACCUCCGUUUAUGGUUGCAACCCAAGUGUUCUUCACCUUUUGCUUUAUAUCAUGCCUGGUAGCAUUUGGUCUCAUACUGCUCUUUGGAUUGUGUUGCGAUCCAGAUCAAAAACGUUAUGUGCAGCUCAUCUCAAUAAUUGGAUUUCUGUUACUAUUCGGCGGAGCAAGUGGAGUUUUGGCAAUAAUCAUUUUUGGUUGCCUGGGAAAUACUGAUGGUUGGAUGCCUGGCCAUGAUACCAACUACUUAGGAUGGUCCUUCGUCUUAGGGGCCAUUGGUUCUGUAGUAGUUUUAAUAGCAAGUUUGCUGUUCCUCGUGGAAGCGAAUAUACAGCGUAAAAAACGAGAUUAUUUGAAAGCAUCUCAGACACGAUUUCAAUUGGAAUCACGAACCUGAUUUCAUAGAAAUUUGUAAGAAAGAUAUUUUAUGAGUGUCUUGUUGUGACACGACUUCUUUCGCACGUUGCGCUGUAUCUAUUGUAUAAAUUUAGAAUCUCAGUUGCAAAUAUCGUCUAUCGUCCGUCCAUUAAUUAGAUUUUAAGAGACAUAUGCCUUGAAAACUAUGUAAUUCGUUGUUAUUUAUAGCUUUUAGCGACCAUAAAACCACCACCUUAUUCACUGUUUAUGUGUGAAAAUUACUCAUCUAAUGAAGUAAUAUUUAGUAAUGAAAAUCUUUAAUUUCUGAACACGCAAGACUGAUUCUAAUAAAGAAUCUAUAAUUUUAUCGAAAGCCCCCAUUAAAAAAGGAUCUGACCAAAUAUUGACAUUACGAGAUUUAACAAAUAACAAAGUAACCUGAAAAACGCACAGAAAAUACUCUUAAGGGAUAAUAAUUCAUCAUUUUUAUUCAGAUCCUUUUUCGACUUGAAAUUUCAAUAUUUUAGAUCUAAGCUGAGGCUCUAAAUGCCAAGUAUUCUCAAAAAACUGUUUUAUAUUAUAUUUACUUACUUAUUUAUAUAUCAGAAUGUAGAGUUAAUAACGAUCUGUCUAACAGUAAAAUCAUUUAAUGUCUUCCCUCGUGAAUUGAGCCUUUAUGUUUAUUUAAUUACGUGAAACCUAAUUUCACAGGGAAUGCAUACAAUGUUUUUGCCGCAUUUUGAUGUAUCAAACUGAAAGAAUGUAUAGAUUAGAUGUUUCUUUUUAUUGAAUAUUAUUUCUUAAGUAUUUUACACUUCCGUCCAAAUGUACAAACUCUUUAUAAGAGAAUUAAUAUAUCGUUCAUUGUUUUUUCUUUACAUGUGACAACUUUUUCUAAUAAAGAUUUGUAUACACAUUAUGCCUGAUGAUUAUAAUGACCUAGGGUUUUUUUUUUU
Messenger RNA from Belonocnema kinseyi, 2241 nucleotides. RefSeq lists its product as uncharacterized. Gene Ontology annotation, biological process: septate junction assembly; regulation of tube size, open tracheal system. Lineage: Eukaryota; Metazoa; Arthropoda; Insecta; Hymenoptera; Cynipidae. The transcript has 2 exons. The record is from RefSeq and is a predicted model, not a curated record. Gene Ontology annotation, cellular component: septate junction; membrane. Bases 660 to 1325 code for a protein of 221 amino acids.